GCCGUUCUUUUUAUUAGACAACCUCUCUCUCCUUGUUUUCAUACCAAUCUCUCACUCUUUCAUUGUAUCGCGUGCUCAUUAUAUACUUAUCUUUUGUUAUCUGAUCCUUAUACCCAAGACACAAUGGCUUCUCCUCAGAAAAUCCGCACUACCAUCACCGAUCUGCUCAAGAUCAACCACCCCGUCAUGCUGGCAGGCAUGAACGUGGCUGCUGGGCCCAAGCUGGCUGCAGCAGUCACUAACGCGGGUGGUCUUGGUGUCAUCGGUGGUGUUGGUUACACCCCCGAGAUGCUCCGCGAGCAGAUUGACGAACUCAAGAGCUUCUUGCAUGACAAGAACGCACCGUUUGGUGUUGAUCUUCUGCUCCCCCAGGUUGGUGGCAGUGCUCGGAAGACAAACUACGACUACACCAAGGGCAAGCUCAACGAACUCGUCGACAUCAUCAUCGAGAGCGGCGCUAAGCUCUUCGUCUCCGCUGUCGGUAUCCCCCCGAAGGCUGUCGUCGACAGACUCCACAGCCACGGAAUUCUCUACAUGAACAUGAUUGGCCACCCCAAGCACGUCCAGAAGUCGCUGGAUGCUGGCGCAGAUCUUAUCUGUGCUCAAGGCGGUGAGGGUGGUGGACACACUGGUGAUGUUCCCACUACUCUCCUUAUCCCCACCGUUGCCAAACUGUGCCGGGGCAAGAAGAGCCCUAUGACUGGUCAGCCCGUGCAGGUCGUUGCGGCUGGUGGUCUGUACAACGGCCAGACCGUUGCUGCUGCUCUGAUGCUGGGUGCUUCCGCUGUCUGGAUUGGUACCCGCUUCAUUUUGGCUGAUGAGGCUGGUGCUCCCGAGGCUCACCAGGAGGCUGUCCGCACUGCCAGCUUUGAUGACACCGUUCGCACCAUUAUCUUCACUGGUCGUCCCCUCCGUGUCCGCAAGAACGCCUACAUCCAGAACUGGGAGGACAACCGCGCCCAGGAGAUCAAGGAACUCACCACCAAGGGUGUCAUCCCUGUCGAGCACGACUUCGAGAACCUGUCUGAUGAUGUUGACGACGACACUAUUGACAACGCCCGUCCUUACCUGAUGGGUAAGACUGCCGCUGUCGUUGACGACAAGAAGCCUGCCAAGGCCAUCGUCGACGAGCUGGUUGACGACGCUGCUGUCCUCCUGGCUCAGGGCAACAAGAUGCUUGCUAAGCUGUAAAUGUUUGGAUUUUGAUUGAUAUGGAUUGCUGGAUAUAAUUCCCAUCAUGUUUUUUAUGGAUAUCACUGCGUUUCGUUUUUGGUUAUUUUUGGAGGGUUUCCUGAUUGACAGGGUCAUAUUGUACAUACAAGUCAUUCCAGGCAUGCAAUUCGAGCCUUGCUUUUCUCGGAUGUUAUAACCCACACUAGGGUGGUCCCUAUCCCUCUUGCCUCGGACCUUGUCGUCACUUAAUAUAUCCAGGGCCAGACAUGCCGUGUACUAUAGAUAUGAACCAUGGACACGCAACAAUGAUCCCAGCGGUCAGUUCUUCGGGGCACGGAGUAUACUGAGCGGACUUCGAGACUCAGGGUUCCCUGGAUCUAGAACCUCACGGCCUCUGGC
This is a messenger RNA of Aspergillus glaucus CBS 516.65, 1572 nucleotides long. RefSeq names its product nitronate monooxygenase. The transcript has 4 exons. The record is from RefSeq and is a predicted model, not a curated record. Gene Ontology annotation, molecular function: nitronate monooxygenase activity. The coding region runs from base 124 to 1191 and encodes 355 amino acids. NCBI's taxonomy places the organism in Eukaryota, Fungi, Ascomycota, Eurotiomycetes, Eurotiales, Aspergillaceae.